AUGGGAUUUCCAGGCUGUCGGCACUGCUUCAAAACGGCCUCAGGAUGCGCCCGCUGGCCAUCUACCUGCUCAAGAGUAAGAAGCCAAGAAGCUGCGCCUCGGUGCUGACGCGAGAGGUGCCAUUGGCACAAUCAUACAAGAGGUGACGCCAGAAGGUGCGCGCACAAACAUAUUCAGUAAAUGUGGUUUCAAAAACGUUCCUUCGCUUUUGUCCUGCUCCUUAGGUGACGUAUUGAUGGAGUGGCGAUCAUGGGACCAUCUGCCGCUAAGCAUUUGGGAGACCAACAUUCUUAUUGUUAACGGGAUGUGGGACCUUUUCCACUCAAAUUGUGAGCGACUCGAAAUCUUCUGCAUUCACGUCGUUUCGAAUUCUGGAAUACUUUGCAUUCGAUAGCACUUGGGGAGGCUGAGAAUGGCAGCAUUCUCCUUUCGUAACCGGCAGUUUGUCUUGCUUGGUCCCAAUCGGUAUAGCACAGAUGUGUGUGGGUGUGUGUUUCUUUACCAGGAUGAGGAGAAUGAAUCAAGUCGCAAAAAUCCAUAGGUGUGAAAAGCUGGGCCGUCCGGAUAAUCGCUUGUGUCCCUGUGUGCACUACAGGGAUAUCGACGAGGUCCUGUGGCGUCUCGGAGGGAAGGAUGGCGACUUCAAGUAAUGGCAAGUGAUUGGAGCACAGUGCCGAUAUCCGAGUCCGAAUUUCGUUUCAGGAUCUUCAACGACAAAAGAGGCCAGUUCGUGGGGCAACAUGACGUGAGAGAGAUCGAGGAAUCUCAGAUUACUAUGUUCGAUAACUCAGUGAGGAAUGAUAAGAGCUCCGGAAGUGCUCGAGGUCUCCAAUACCAAUUGUCGUUCGAUUCCGACGGUCGUCCAACCAAGGCACGGUUGGUGAAUGCAUAUGAUACCGGCAUCCGUUCUUUCGCGAUGGGCAGCUACAGGCGAAUGCCGAAUGGCAACGGUGUGUAUUGUCUGGGUCUGAGAAAAAACAAGAACGGAGCAGUAGGGAUUCCGUUCUACAUGGAGGUAACAAGCGAUGGGGAAGAGUUAAUCCGGAUGGAGUGGUCAACUCCUCACACAUUUACGUACCGCACCGUCAAGGCUCCCUGGACCGGGACCCCCAUGUGGUCACCCACAGCCCUCCUGGAUGAUAACAGUCCAGCUAAGGCCCUUCGGCUUCACUUCAGCUGGAAUGGCGACACUCAAACCCACAUUUGGCGGAUCGUUACAGGCAAAAGUUUCGGAGAAAAAUUGACCGAGGCAUUCGCCGACGUGAAGAAACAGCAGUUCGAACACUGGGUUGAUGUGCCGGGUGGAGGUAAGAGGUGUCAGUACUUCCAAGCUGUGGCUCUCAAUGAAAAGGGGAAGGAAAUUAGCCGAUCAGAAGAAGUCAAGACAAAGCCGUGCAGGUGA
Molecule: messenger RNA, 1402 nt
Organism: Vitrella brassicaformis
Lineage: Eukaryota; Vitrellaceae
Source: the annotation of a GenBank genome assembly